AUGGCAUCUCUAACGGGCAAAGUCAUCGCCAUCACUGGUGCUGGUGGAGGCAUCGGAUCAGUCACCGCUGAACUCUUAGCGUCCAGAGGAGCAAGUCUCUCUUUGAUUGACAUGGACCUCAAGGCCUUGGAAGAAGUGGCCGAAACAAUUCGCGCCAAGCAUAAAACGGAUGUCAUGACAACUAGAGUGAACGUCACAAGUUCCGAGCAAGUUGACGACUGGAUUGCAUCGACUGUCAAACACUUCGGAAAACUGUCGGGAGCCGUCAACCUAGCAGGAACUCUCGGGAAGGAGAUGGGCUUGAAGGCCGCUCACGAAGUAUCAGACGAAGACUUCGAUUUCGUGAUGGCCAUCAAUGUGAGAGGGGUCAUGGCAUGUCAGCGUGCUCAAAUCAGGAGCAUCGAAGAUGGAGGGUCAAUUGUCAAUGCCACCAGUGUGGCAGGCAAGAUCGGGAUUGCCAAUCUGUUGGCUUACGGCACCAGCAAACAUGCUGUCAUCGGCUUGACCAGGAUUGCUGCGGCGGAAAAUGGUCACCGCAAUGUGAGGGUGAACGCAGUCGCCCCCGGGACCAUCGACACGCAGAUGAUUACUGCAGCUCAGGAGGUAAGCAUGCCCGGCAGUGACAAGCCCCGCGCCCCAAUACAAAGGUUGGGAACGCCAAUGGAAGUUGCGACGUUGAUUGCGUAUUUGCUGAGCGAUGAAUCCACAUACACAACCGGGGCAGUCCAUACAAUCGACGGCGGCAUGACUGCAUAA
Fonsecaea multimorphosa CBS 102226 is the source of this 756-nucleotide messenger RNA. RefSeq lists its product as uncharacterized. The record is from RefSeq and is a predicted model, not a curated record. Bases 1 to 756 code for a protein of 251 amino acids. Lineage: Eukaryota; Fungi; Ascomycota; Eurotiomycetes; Chaetothyriales; Herpotrichiellaceae. The transcript has 2 exons. Gene Ontology annotation, molecular function: oxidoreductase activity.